AUGCAUUCGCGCCUGCAUCUCUGCCGCCUCAGGCGUCACUGUAUACGGUUGCCCGGCACAUCGGCCAAGCUGGGCUGCCGGGCGCCGGUCCGAGGCGCGGCGCAGGCUCCUCUGCGGCCAGUGCCGCGUGGUUGGCUCCACGCGAGCGGAGCCCACGCGGCGAAGCAGCGCAAUCACAGGCUGACUGCAGAGGAGGAGCAGGAGUUGGUGGAAGGUGCGCCCACAUCCACAUUGCCAGGCCUAUCCCCGGAGUGCUUAGCAGCCGAUCCAGAGGCGGCAGCCAUCACCCUUGCGGAAGAGGGUCUGCUGCGCUUGAACGGCAUACUGGGCACGGGCAUGGCCGCAGCUCUGCACGAACAUGUUGAUGACAUGCUGAAGCAAAGCAUACAGAGUGUAGCCGAUGGUUCCAUGCCCUAUUCAAGUUUGUUUGGAGAGUUUAUGUGCCGUGAGCACAGAUAUGAUCUGCUAUUGCCUCUUGACGCCGUGGUUUUGCGGACAGUGCGUCAUGUGAUUGAUCGUGUGUCCCCUCUUCUCGAGCAUGCGAUUGGCGAGGAUUGCACGAUGUGCGAGCUUGAAGCGAUUGUGAAUGAUCCGGGCUCCCAUGCGCAGCCAUUGCACUUUGACACGGAUUUGGCUUCUGUCAGGGUGGCCAUGCUAAUUGCGUUGCAAGAUGUCACGCCCUCGAUGGGUCCUACUGCGUUUUACCCGUGCACAAAUACCGCUGAGUGGCAUAUUAUUUACAAAACCAGGGGUCAAGAGUUAGAAGACCUCCUUGGGUCCUUCCCACGCGUUGUAGCAGAAAUGUCUGCUGGCGAUGCUUUUGUGUAUGAUACACGGGUUUUGCAUUAUGGUGGCGCGAACACCAGUCAUGUUCCAGCCGAUUCAGGGAACACACAAGACCCCGCAGGUGGCAAAGCCCUUGCCGCUGUUGCAAGCACUGGCGUUGGAACACGGAGAACGAUGUUUGGCAUAUCGUUCCAGGUCGAAUCCGGAUGUUUUAGAACUGACAACGCCAACAUGAGACGAGAGUACCGAAGCAAGUAUCGAAUAGCAGAAGCUUGCAGAUGGACCCCAAGUUGA
Molecule: messenger RNA, 1080 nt
Organism: Prorocentrum cordatum
Lineage: Eukaryota; Dinophyceae; Prorocentrales; Prorocentraceae
Source: the annotation of a GenBank genome assembly